CAUCAGCGGAGGACUCACCUAGUAGCCUGCCUGUCAAACACAUCAGAUCAUGUCUCUGUCGGGCCGUCCCAACACGGUCCGGUUGGUGUUCCUAGGUGCCGCGGGGGUCGGUAAGAGCGCGCUCAUCCGCCGUUUCCUUCACGACAGCUUCGUGCACAAGUACACGCGCACAGUCGAGGAGCUUCACGUGCUGGAGUACGAGCCUGCUGGGUCUGGGAAGAUACGCCUGGAGAUCUUGGACACCAGCGGUAGCUACUCCUUCCCGGCCAUGCGGGAGCUCAGCAUCCGACACAGCGACGCAUUCGCGCUGGUGUACGCAGUGGACGACCCCGGGUCCCUCGAGGAGGUGAAGCGGCUCCGCGACGAGAUUCUGCGGCUACGGGGCGGCAAGAGCGCGCCCAUCACCGUGGUCGGUAGCAAGGCAGACCUGAAAGACACCGAGGGUCGCGUGCUGCUGGCGGCAGAUGUUAUGGCCACAGUGGAGAAUGAGUGGGACGCCGACUUCGUGGAGGCGUCCGCGCGCACCGGUGGGAACACGGUCGGAGUGUUUCGCGCGCUGCUGCAACAGGUGAACCUGCCGCACCGACUGAGCCCUGCGGUGUGGAGGCGCAGAGACACUUUGCCCAGUCCAGCAGUUAAGAAGCGACCACCACUGAAGAAGAACAAUAGCUGUGUCCUGUCAUAAGAACAUUUCCUCCGGACAGUGAUGGACUCUGCAGCUGGACUGCUCGUGCUAAGGUGUUGCUGGUCAUCACAGUCUGCGCUAGGGGUCUGUCCACAGGUGCAAAGUUGGAAGGCAGGUCCAAUAUGAACUAUAAUGAUUAUUGUGGAAGUUUCUGUGUUUUUGAGAGUGAAACAAAAAUAAGAGAGAUGAGAACUGAAACCAAGUUUGGCCUUGGUAUUUUAUAUAAAACUGCAGGUAUAGGAAUAACAAUUUCACACAGCACAGCAGCACAAUGUGGAAAAGUCAUCAAUAAGGUAGAAGAAAAACCUGGCUUAAGAUGCACCCCUGUGUUAACAUGACUCAGCAUUUCUGAUAGACACUCUAAACACAUGGGACAGUCUGGUGCCACCCUACUUCUUCCCCCCUGCACCCAUCCAGCCCGAGGUUACCAAUCCUGUUUAUCUCAACUGCCAAG
This is a messenger RNA of Etheostoma cragini (Arkansas darter), 1139 nucleotides long. RefSeq names its product RASD family member 3 (gene rasd3). The transcript has a single exon. NCBI's taxonomy places the organism in Eukaryota, Metazoa, Chordata, Actinopteri, Perciformes, Percidae. The record is from RefSeq and is a predicted model, not a curated record. Bases 50 to 685 code for a protein of 211 amino acids. Gene Ontology annotation, molecular function: GTPase activity; GTP binding.